Serinus canaria (Common canary) is the source of this 3383-nucleotide messenger RNA. RefSeq names its product OFD1 centriole and centriolar satellite protein (gene OFD1). Gene Ontology annotation, biological process: epithelial cilium movement involved in determination of left/right asymmetry. Gene Ontology annotation, molecular function: protein binding. The transcript is spliced from 23 exons. Bases 119 to 3238 code for a protein of 1039 amino acids. Gene Ontology annotation, cellular component: ciliary basal body; centrosome. Lineage: Eukaryota; Metazoa; Chordata; Aves; Passeriformes; Fringillidae. The record is from RefSeq and is a predicted model, not a curated record.
CACCGUGACGCCUCAGCUGCCGCCGCACCGCGUCUGGAGCGGCCCUGCUGUACCCUGCCCUGCCGUGCCCAGCCACGCUCCCAGGCUCCGCUCCCGGCCCCGGCGCCCUCCCGGCAGGAUGGCAUCGGUUGAAAAGGAGACACUGUCCCAGGAGGAACUCCGGAAAAGGCUGUAUCAGACUUUUAAGAGCCGAGGCGUACUGGACACACUUAAGACACACCUCCGAAACCAGCUAAUCCAUGAACUAAUGCACCCAAUUUUGAGUGGAGAGCUUCAGCCACAGAUGGUUCCAAGUGAAGACAGUUCACUUUUGCUCACUGCUUCCAACAGUUUGGUGGCAGAUCAUCUAGAGAGAUGUGGCUAUGAGUAUUCACUUUCUGUUUUCUUUCCAGAAAGUGGAUUAGAGAAGAAGAAGCUGUGGACUGUGCAAGAUCUUCUUCAAUUAAUGAGGAUCAGUCCAGAAUCCAGUCUUUACAAAUCACUGACUUCAGGAACUCGGAAGAAACAUAAAGGUACAAAAUGUUUGCAUGCAAUGCAGACAGAGAUAAUUGUGUUAGCUUCAUUUUUAUUAAGAUGUUUUCUUAUGCAAAUUUUAAUUGGACUCACUGAACAUCAUCUAAACAGGGAAACUCACAACACAGAAACUCAGACCACCUCAGUGCCUCCUUACAGAGAGUCUCUUGCUGAGAAGCUUCAGCUGAUUGACGAACAGUUUGCAGACUCCUAUCCUCAGCAUCAGAAAUAUGAAUCUUUAGAAGUAAAACUUAAUGAAUAUAGAAAAGAAAUAGAGAAGCAGCUUCAAGAAGAAAUGCAUCAAAAGCUUCAACAUUUUAAAGAAGUUGAAAUAGCAAAGAUUAAAAUGGAGGAGAAAGUGCAAACCCAGAAAGAAAUCUCUGAGCUGCGCCAUGAGUUAGAGAGGACGCAUCAAGCAAAGUCUGAAGCCUUGAUUUCUCGUGAAAAGAAUGCUAUUGAGAGGCUUCAAAAGCAACAAGAGAUAGAAGCAAAGGAAGUGUAUGCUCAGAGACAAGGUCUAUUGAAAGAUAUUGAAGCCAUAAGGACCAGGGAGGCAGAACUGAAGCAAAGGAUGGAGGCAUUUGAAAUCACCCAGAAAGUUCAGGAGGAGAAAAAUAAAGCUAUAGAAGAUGCACUUCGGCGUCGUGAGGUUGCUGUGAAGAACAUAGAGGAUACAUAUGACCAAAAGCUGAAGACAGAGCUCUUAAAAUACCAGCUUGAGUUAAAAGAAGAACACAUAGCCAGAACCAAUAAAGUUACUGAAGAUGAGAAGAAAAAUAAAGAGAAAGCUAUGCUUUUGCAAGAAGAAGCCAUUGCUGUUAAUUCAAAAAAGGAGGAACUCAAGCAAGCUGUAUCACGUGCCAAAGAGCUUGAGCUGGACUUGGAGUCAGUGAAGGCCCAGGUUCUGUUGGUAAAUAAACAGAAUCAUUUGUUGACAGAAAGACUGAAAGAGGUAUCAGACUAUCCUUUGCUAAAGGAGGAAAAAGUGGAGCUCCAAGUGCAGAAUAAACUACUUAGGCAACAGUUGGACGAGACUCGGAGUGAGAAUCAGCAUCUUCGAGACAAGCUGUCCCAGCCCUCAGCGGAGUACCUGGCCUGCCAAGUGGAGCUGAGGAGAGUGGAGCAUUCUAUGAAGGUGGUGCUGGAUGAAUAUGAAAGUCAUAAGCAUAUGUUGGAAAAACAGCUACAAAGUGAGAUUGAGCGUUGUGCCCAGUUAAAGGCCCAGCUGUUAGACUCUGAAGCUACUGUCAGGAAGUUAAAUAUGCAGGUUGAAGAACUGAAACUGCAAGUAAAGCAAACACAGGCAGCUCUGGAGAAUGAGGUGUAUCGGAACCCAAAGCCGUCGCUCGUCGACCGCUCCGUCCUUGAUUUCCUGGGAGACAGCAAGGGGGACAGGCUGGUGCCCCACGACCUUUACGUGGAUGGCGCGUUCCCGAGGAAGCCGCUCCUGCCCGAUGUGGGGACGGCCAGCGCCGUGCCAGGGCCUGGCUGUCACCUGCAGCUGCAGCCACGCGGCGCCUCCCCGGACUCUGACCUGGAGUGCAUCGCACAGGCCCGGGCCAGGGUGAAAGAGCUGGAAAAGGAGGCCGAGUACUUGGAAGAAGCCUACAGGAGUUACCAACACAGAGUCAUGUUGAAUGCAGCUGCAAGCAGAACACCAAGCAAGAUGCAGCCUCCUUUAAUUCUGCCGUGUCCUCUUAGUAGCAACCCUUUGACUACCCAGCAGGAACUGCUAGAGCAUAAUCCCAGCUGCCCACAUUCCCCUCUGGGCAGUCCAAGAGGUGAGGAACGCAUCAAAAGAACUGGGCAGGUCGAUACCUUUAAAACUCCCUUCACGCCACCACGCAGAGGAGCAUCUUCAAGGCGCCUUUCCUCCACUCCUAUUUCCAAACUGAAGAAAGACCUCAGUAACAAGAAGAUUCCCGAUGAGAGCAUCAAGAGCUCAUCCUUUACCUCUUCACAGCGGAGUGUUGACCAGGUUCUUUCUCCUAUUUCAAAGCGAUAUUUGCUUUCAUCUUCUGAGUCUGUUCCUUCCUCACCAUCCAUGAGCCAGAAAAUCAGACUUCAGAAUCAACAAACAGAUAAACAAGAUCUCAGUGAUAUUCACAAACCAGAGAAACUAAGGUAUGAGGAUCUUGAAGAACACAUUUCUUCUCUUGAAGAUCAGGGGGACAUACCAGAGGAGUGUGAAAGUGAUGUCUUGCAUCCAUCUGGGGACAUUGUAGAUGGAAAUUGUGUCACAGCCCCUGUGCCAGCAGCAGCCACUUCACUGCAGGACUUAACGGUGCUGGAUCAAAGGCAGAUUGAAGAACAGAACAGAGAAGUUGAGCAAAACUUAGAAGAAGAAAGGAAAGCAGGAGAAGAAAGGAAAGAAAAAGAACAACAGGAAGCUUUGGAAAGCGAGCAAAAAGAAGAGGGAAAGCUUAAUGAAGAGGGGUAUGUCCAAGACUCGAUGAAAACAGAUGAAGAAAUAGAAGAUAAAGAGGGAGUAAAAUCUGAGCACAGUAACACUGCUGUUGAAAAUAAUGUAAAGGAUCCUUCUUCCAAUCCAUUAGAAAAAUACAUGAGAAUAAUUCAGCAGAGCAGAGAGCAGGAACUGGCAAACAAGGAUUCAAAAAAAGAAGAAAUAAGAGAAGGGUCACCUUCAGAAGGACUUCUGUCUACUGAAAAUGAUGACAGUCUUGCAGACAUUUCUCAUGGAGACGUGGAUGAAAGCUUCUGGUGAACAAUAACUACUGAUUUUUUAAUUUGUAUUAUUAUUAUUAUGAGAAAGAUAUUUUUAAAGUAGUUUUAUGCCUUUAAUAAAUGUUUGCAGCAACACUGCAGGCUAUGUAAUUAUAAAUUAAUAAAGCUGAUUUUGAUCUGUUUCA